Cyphomyrmex costatus is the source of this 3629-nucleotide messenger RNA. RefSeq names its product polyadenylation element binding protein orb (gene orb). Gene Ontology annotation, biological process: negative regulation of cytoplasmic translation. Bases 181 to 2253 code for a protein of 690 amino acids. The transcript has 12 exons. Gene Ontology annotation, cellular component: nucleus; cytoplasm; neuron projection. Lineage: Eukaryota; Metazoa; Arthropoda; Insecta; Hymenoptera; Formicidae. Gene Ontology annotation, molecular function: translation factor activity, RNA binding; mRNA regulatory element binding translation repressor activity; ribosome binding. The record is from RefSeq and is a predicted model, not a curated record.
GUGGAGCGCGCAGCGUGAAGUCCAUCGCUUAACCGCGCGUUGUUGUUAGUGGCGGACGGGAUCGAGUCGGCUCCUACUCGCUCGUGUCCUUUGAGACCGUGCGGGAGUGAGCCGUGUCGAGGUGACUCCUACAUCGCAGCAUCCUCGAGGCUUCCUCGUGACAGGACGCUCUUCGCGGCUAUGCCCACGCUGAUGCAAUCGUCUGACAUCACAUUGGUGAACGACGAGAGCGACGAGACGGACAUCGGAUUCGACCAAGGCAUACCGAUGCAUCAUCAGGAUUCGCUGCACCAUCAGGAUGCAACACAAAACCGAGAGCGCAGCAAGUUGCUGCUGCGUAAACUAAGCCAGACCCGCGAGCGAGAGCGAGGCAAGGAACGCGAACAGGAGCGUGAGAGAUUGCAUCAGUUGCAAUCGAUCAACAAUCUGCUGCUCGAUUUGCCAACGCCGCCAUCGCCAUCGCAUCUCCCAAAUUUUUCGCAGGACGCCUCCCAGUCGGACAAGAACGUCAGCAUUGAUGGCGACAGCGCAAUCUCUGAUAUGUUCGGACUGGGUUUACCUCGAGGAUCUCUGAUGGGAAAUCAAUCGACGAUCGGUUCCUCAAGCUAUCGUAAUUAUCAGUACAGCAGUUACGACCAAACGCAAGGAUCUUUACAACACGAGUGUCAUCGGAAUCACGGUUUCUGCUCGAAUACCUCAGGCCUGGAUAUUCCAAGUUCACCGAAUUCAAUGACCACUCCCGGUAGCCCGAGCACACCUGGCAGCUUUACUUCAGAUCCUUACAGCUAUUCGUCCACUGCCAGUACCAGUACGAACACGCCGUCCUCACCAACCAGUCGACCGUCAUUCCAAUAUCCGGGCUCUUCGUCAUCACCUACCGAUUCAUCAUAUUUCGGUCGUCCUAUACGAGGCUGCUCUACACCGUACAGUGAUUGUGAUAGCCCAACAUUGGAAUUUUCUCAUCUUCUGGGAUGUAACGGCUCGCGUUCCAAUUCACCGGCGGACUCGGAGACAAGUGGUAUUGGUAGCGCUGAUGGCUCCUUAUCUGACAUAAUAUUGAAUUGUUUGUCGUUGAAUUCUUCAUCGAAUUCUUGCUUCCCGCCGUCUUUGGACUCUAUAAUAUCAAAAACAAACACGUGCCCAAGCAAUAGAACGGCGUUUGAGCGUAUGGCUGUAAAAAAAUACUUGUCAUCGUUACAACAGAAUUCAACGAGCUCGCAUUAUUACCAGCAUCAUCACGGACUCGGGCAAAAUCGCAGUAAUUUUCUCAAUUCUCUCUUGAGUCACGAGAAAAAUUGUUGUACUGGACUUGGAAACGCUGCGCGCAGAUUGACCCAACCAGUGUCGCUCGAUCGUGUAGCGAGGUCUCACCGAAAUGCUGCUGCACAUUGUUAUCCAACAUGUACAUGGAGUGGUUUUCUGCCUCAAAGCAUCGAAGAGCCAGUCGCUUACUCUCCUAAAGUUUUUCUAGGAGGUGUACCAUGGGAUGUUACAGAAGCUAUCUUAAUUUCAACAUUUAAGCAAUUCGGGCCAGUCCGUGUAGAAUGGCCCGCAAAAGCACCAUCCGCUCAGCCAAAAGGAUACGCUUAUAUUAUAUUUGAAUCAGAGAAACAGGUCAGGGCAAUGUUGUCCUGUUGCACCCAUGAUAUUACCAAUGGAAAAAGAUGGUAUUACAAAAUUAUAUCCAAGCGUUCAAAGCCGAAAGAUGUACAAGUGAUUCCGUGGAUUCUCGAAAAUAGUAAUUACAUUAAAUCAUCAUCACAAAGACUCGAUGCACACAAAACAGUAUUUGUUGGUGCGCUACACGGAAUGUUAACGGCCGCAGGACUAGCAAAAGUUAUGGACGAUCUUUUCCAUGGAGUUAUUUACGCAGGUAUAGACACGGAUAAGUAUAAAUAUCCAAUAGGGUCCGGCCGUGUUACAUUCAGUACGAAACAAUCGUAUUUUAAAGCAAUCACCGCUUCCUUCAUAGAAAUUAAAACUGACAAAUUUACAAAAAAGGUACAAGUGGAUCCGUAUAUCGAAGAAUCGAUAUGCUCCGUAUGCGUUGUGCAACAAGGGCAUUAUUUCUGCCGCGACGUGGUUUGCUUUCGAUACUUCUGCCGCAGCUGUUGGCAAUGGCAACACGCUGUAGACUCGAUGUCACAUCACACACCUCUGACGCGGAACUCGAAGACAAAUCAAGUGAUAGGAUUGAAUCCAAAUUUCGGAAUAAGUAACUGUCCCCGUAUAUCAAAUACGACCAUGAUCUAAAGGAGGCGACAUGUGCGAAAAACAUCCUAUACAUGUGCGGCCAGUAAAAUUGUUUUUUGUUCGCGCGCCCAUCGUUCUCUUCUUUUUUGUUCCUUUUUGACUCUACCGGUUAAACCGACGUUGCGCCGCCUGACCUAGAACAUCGGGUAACAGGGUGCAGACUUAGUUUUUCAGUUCGCGCUUAGAGACGAAAUUAUGCGACUCAAGGGGAGCACGAAUCGGUCGCUGAUUAUUUGACGUGCCUACUCGCGUAGCCGCGGACAGCUUAGGAUUAGUCCGACAAUACGGGGACACCGCCGAUUGAGAACGCGCAACGAUUGGUUCAUUAUCGUUACCGUGCGUGCGAAAGGACAAGAUAAAUAUUAAAAAUCAUGUUUGUUCCAAAAAAAAGUUCCUAUUGCGAACGCAGUUUUUACUACGUUCGAGAAAAACGAUAUAUUUUUAUUUAGUACGUUCACUUAGAGAGACAGGUUCUCUUAUCGAUUUUUUUUUACCGUAAAAUAAUAUCGCCAAAACAGUAGAUGCUAGGAUUAUGGCCGUGAUCGUGCAUUAGUAAUAAGCACAUGUACACAUACGUGUAUACAUAGUUUUUUUCGUUAGAGUCGUGAGAGUUGUAUUGUGGCUUUCACAAUGACAAUAAUUUUUUACGCGAGACACGAUAGGGCUCCGUUAUAACAAUUUUGAGCUGGGCUCAAUGAAACACGUAGAAUUCUCAGGAAAUCUAAUAGCACCAUUAUCAUCGUGCGUUUAUUGUGUUAAAGUAUUACGCUUAAUUAUGUAUCGUUAUGAUAAUAUUAGAAAAGAUUAUUCUGAAAUGGCGAGAUAAUAAUUAUGCUAUAAUUAUUUGUCAUUACUACUAUAUUGCGCGUGUAAUCUGAUAGUAAUGUAAUAUAACGAGAGACUUACCGGAUGUACCAUAUAACUCGCUAAUCAUUCUUCCAUUACGAUACUUGUCAAUGACGUUAAACAUUGUUAAUUUUACGUUAGAUUACAAUGUAUCUCUACAUUCGAUUAGCGGUGUAACGUAAAUGUGUUGCGUUAUUGACCGCGAUCGACUACAUUUUUGUACUAUUAGCCGAAGCGAGCGGCUGCCACAGAUAUUUCGCUCACAUGGACUGUUUAACGGUUGACGAAAUGGAGAAGUACAUGGUCUACGAUUCUGGCGCGGAUUGUAGGGGAAUUGAGUCGUUUUUAUUUUUUUUCUUUUUUUUUCUUACUUUGUAUAAUUGUGUUACACCUCUUUAAAUAAGGUUCAUCCUUCACUCGCGUUUCUCCCGUUUUGAUACAAUUUUGUUGAAUUAAAAGCCACAUUUUUGCAGAUACUCUAUGUCUGUUUUUAUUUUUUAUUUGUCAUUCCAUUUUCGUAUUUAUCAAUA